GCCCGUGGCACGAAGCAUGGCGGCUCCCGUGUACCCGGCCUGGGUCACCCGCUGGGUCUCCGGGCAGUGGCGGCAGAAGAAGCGGCCCCCGGUGCUCCGCCCGACCCGGCCGCUGGUGCUGGCCGACAAGGUGGCGAACCGCAAGGAGAAGGCGGGAGAAGCAACAUGUAUUACGGAGAUGUCAGUAAUGAUGGCCUGCUGGAAAAAGAAUGACUUCAAUGACGCAGCCUGUGCCGAGGAGAUCCGGAUGUUCUAUGACUGCGUGGCAAAGGCAGAAAAGGAGCGCAAGAAUCUAAACGAGGACACCUUCUCACUCCAGGGAAACAUGCCUUCAAGCAAAGUAAACAAGCUCCUGAGGAGGUUUCCUCAGAUCACACGUUAUGUAUAAUGUGCUUUACUAAAGGAACUGCAGACAAGCAAUUGCAAUUGGAGACUUUGGUGAAAAGUAGACUGGAUGUCAGGCAGUAUCUUUCAGCACUGAGGUGUGGUUCUUGACCUCGCUUUUGUUUUUAGAGUAAAAAACACAUGUCCUGAGCAUCAGCUGACUUUGUUCCUGAGGUUUUUGGGUCUUGCUGUCUUACGAUUUCUGCAGGAUGUUGUUAAACUAGUCAAGUGUGGAAUCAGGUCCUCACUGUGAAAUUAAAUCUUCUAGGAAUACAUGCAGAUGCCUUUUCUAACAGUUAGGGAGUUACUUUUUCUCAUGCACAAGCUUCCUGCCUAACUGCUGAACUGCUGUCAAAAAGUGCUCAGGCCCAGACAUUGAGCCAACUUGAACUUGAUAGUCAUUUCAUGACUUGUACUCCUAUGUGUAUGUAUACACAGUUUGGUUCCUCUUGAGAUGUUUUUAAUUCCUGUUGCUGUACAAGAAGGCUGUAGAAUGAGGAAGAACUCCCCAUCAAAAUACCUUGUUAAUACACAAUACAUUGGUAAGGAUUAUAUGUAACUUUUUUAACAUAGGGGCUUGUGAUUUAGGCCCUCUGAUUAACAGGUGGGACAGGUAUGGUGCCAUGUCAGAUCAAUUACAUCUGUACCAUAAUAAAAGAAUGAAAAACUGUC
This is a messenger RNA of Pezoporus flaviventris, 1056 nucleotides long. It is a transcript of the gene CHCHD1, whose product is annotated as coiled-coil-helix-coiled-coil-helix domain containing 1. The record is from RefSeq and is a predicted model, not a curated record. Bases 17 to 388 code for a protein of 123 amino acids. Gene Ontology annotation, biological process: mitochondrial translation. Gene Ontology annotation, molecular function: RNA binding. The transcript is spliced from 3 exons. Gene Ontology annotation, cellular component: mitochondrion; nucleoplasm; mitochondrial ribosome. NCBI's taxonomy places the organism in Eukaryota, Metazoa, Chordata, Aves, Psittaciformes, Psittacidae.